Messenger RNA from Caenorhabditis elegans, 1268 nucleotides. It is a transcript of the gene tut-1, whose product is annotated as Cytoplasmic tRNA 2-thiolation protein 1. Bases 11 to 1132 code for a protein of 373 amino acids. The record is from RefSeq and is marked reviewed. Gene Ontology annotation, biological process: tRNA wobble uridine modification; tRNA thio-modification; tRNA processing. The transcript has 3 exons. Gene Ontology annotation, cellular component: cytoplasm. NCBI's taxonomy places the organism in Eukaryota, Metazoa, Nematoda, Chromadorea, Rhabditida, Rhabditidae. Gene Ontology annotation, molecular function: tRNA binding; nucleotidyltransferase activity.
AGUAAUUCAGAUGGAAAAACGCCGAGGACCCCCACCGUGCCAAUCCGGAUCCGGAUGUUCCAAUCCAGCGAAAAUCCGAAAAGCCAAGGACGGAGCACAGCUGUGUGGACCCUGUUUCAGCAGGAAUUUCGAGGACGAUGUGCACGAGGCGAUUGUGAACAAUAAACUGUUCAAGCGAGGAGAACGUGUUGCAAUCGGAGCAUCCGGCGGAAAAGACUCCACCGUCCUGGCAUACGUCAUGAAAACUCUCAACGACCGACACGACUACGGGCUCGAUCUUCAGCUUCUCUCAAUCGACGAAGGCAUCAAAGGCUAUCGAGACGAUUCCCUGCUUGCCGUGGAGAAGAAUCGUGUAGAAUAUGGGCUCCCACUGACAAUUCUUAGCUAUCGUGACCUGUACGGUUGGACUAUGGACGAUAUCGUGGCGAAAAUCGGGAAAAAGAAUAAUUGCACAUUUUGUGGAGUAUUCAGAAGACAGGCUCUAGAUCGAGGAGCCUUUAAAAUCGGAGCCACCAAACUUGUUACAGGACAUAAUGCAGAUGAUAUGGCAGAGACCUUACUCAUGAAUGUGCUCCGUGGUGAUAUUGCUCGGCUGGAGCGGUGCACGAAUAUUGUCACCGGAGAGGAAGGUGAUUUGCCACGUGCCAAACCUCUGAAAUACUGUUUUGAAAGGGAUAUUGUGAUGUAUGCGAGAACAAAUCAAUUGGAAUAUUUCUAUACGGAAUGUAUCUACGCACCGAAUGCCUAUCGAGGAUAUGCGAGGAAAUAUGUUCGGGAUCUUGAGAAAGUUCAUCCGAGGGCGAUUCUUGACUUGAUUCGGAGUGGAGAGAAGGUUUCCGUGAAGAAGGAGGUCGAAAUGCCGACGUUGAAAAUUUGUGAGAGGUGUGGUUACAUGACGAGCCAAAAGCUGUGCAAAGCGUGUCUACUCAUCGAGGGUCUCAACACUGGAAACACCGACUUGGGAGUCAGAAAAUCGAAAAAAUCAAAGAAGGUUACGGUAGAAGCGGAUGAAUUGAAUAAGGAGGGUGGCUGUGGAAGUGGUGGUGGUGGUGGAGGAUGUGGAUGUGCUGGAGCAGAAGAUGCAGCUGAAAAUGAGGAGACCAGACAGCGACUCAAGGAUUUGCAGUUUUAAAUUUUCUAAAAAAAAUUGUUGAUUAAUUUUUUUCACCAUUGCAACCCCGUGAUAUUUCUUGUUCUAGCUCGUUUUUGUUUCGAUUUUUUGUUUCUUUCCUUGUUACAAAAGUUAAAUUAAAAAUAAUGCACUUAAA